AUGUCACCGUACUUGUUAACGACCGGCAUGUGCACGCAGAGGGGCAAGCCGAAGUUCUCGCACGACGGCUACAUCUACGUGUUCGACAAAUUGAGCCAGAACCGGCUGACGACGUUCUAUCGGUGCGAGCAAAAGACGCGGUGCAAGGCGCGCAUCCACGUGCAAAACGGCCAGGUGAUCAAGCUGCUCAACGGCCACACGCACGAUCCCGCCAAAUUCACCAAAAUCAACGGCGACUACAUUCGAUUGAUCGAUUGAAAUCGAAAGGCCGACGACGUCACGACCGUGUAACGUCGAUUGAACUAUAUGCGCGAUUUUAAAUCGCGCGCUGACGACACGAGUGGAGCAUACUGAACGAACUGUAUGCACGAUUACAGUGAAUUGUACAUACUAUAGAUCUGUAUAAAAAAACAAGUAUUAUUAGGUACAUUAUGCUAUAAUAACUUAAAAAUGCACUUUACGCAGUUGGAUCUCAACAAUCUACCAUUUCUGUAUUAUAGAAACAGCGAUGACGUCACCUGCUAAAUAAACUAUCGAAGCUACACUACGCUUACUAUAAACGAAGCGUGACGUCAUGGCUAUAGAUUGACGAAUUAAAUUGUAAUUAAUUAUGUAAAAAUCAAAUAAACCACUGAGAUCAUCUUUUCUCGAAUUACUCGCCCCCGAUCCACCUCCAUCUAAACCAAUUAGUAGCGAAUCGAACGCUCGUUGUCCGCUUACUUGACGCGCAUUUUUUUUUUCGGUUUUAGAAAAGCGAAAGGGCCCUUUCCAAUGCGGCAUAUGCGGCAAAGUGUACACCUUCAGGAGCACCAUGCUGAGGCACGCGAAGCUCGAGUGCCAGAAGUACCCCGGCUUCCGGUGCUCCUUCUGCAACCACCUGUCCAAGCGCAAGGACAACCUCAAGGCGCACAUGAAGAACCUGCACGGCGUCGAGUACCGCACGAGUACCAACACCUACGAGCGCGUCUAGCGCCAAAUCUAUUGUUAAUAAAGAAUAAUCGAAUAAACGCGAAACUCCCAUUACGUUCUAUUCAUUAACAUCGCCGAAAGAUGCGAAACUGUUCCGGUGCGACGAUUGCGGUCGCUCGUACAAAUCGAAGAUAGCCUUGAACAGGCACAGGCGGUACGAUUGCGGCAAGGAGCCUUUGUUCAAGUGCUUCUUCGAUAAUUGCGGGUACCGCGGCUACCAGAAGGGCAAUCUCAAGACUCACUUGAUGAGGGUGCACCGGCUCUUCAUCGAGCCCACCUCCAGGAGGCGCGAGUGAGAUAAUGAUCAAGACGCUUCGUUUGCAGCCUUUAUUUAUAUGCUCUCUAUCUCAAGAUGAUGUGAUAGUAAUCGUAAAAUGUAGCUACACCGAAUAAAAACGUUUUAAAUGCGAGUAUUUUUAUUCCUCUUCCCCCGCUCGCUAAGAAACGUGAGAGGGGGUAAUCGGACAAAGACAACCUACGCGAGAGCGAGACGACGAGUGUAGCGUACUCUAUCAGGUUAUUUGUUGCAGGUUUUAAGUGCCCCUCGUGCGACAAACGGUACAAAUUAAUAUCGAGCGUGCAGAGACACCUGAAAUUCGAGUGCAACAAGCCGCCGCAGUUUUUCUGUUCGAUGGCCAGCUGCAAUUUCGCUUGCAAGCGCAACGAAAGCCUCAAGUCCCAUUACAAAUUGAAACACAACGUUAUUUUUAUCGCUGACAAUAAAAAACAUUAGGUCGUAGCUAUUAUUUUCUUUCCUGUACUAUUUCGUCGGCUAGCAACGAUUAUUGGUCGAUUAGCAUCACUGGUAACUAUUAAUGAUCGUUUCUACAGGUUUUUUUUUUAAUUUUUUUAGCCGCUUUUGUUUGCCCCGUGUGCGGUAAAGACUACAAAGUGGCCAGGUCUUUGUGGAGGCACCAAAAGUACGAGUGCCAAAAAGCGCCGAGCUUCAACUGCCAUUUGUGCGAUUACAAGGCUUUCCACAAGAGCAGCCUCACCAAACACAUGAUGAAGCACUUUUGAACUUGUCGAUUUGUAUUUGGAAAUAAAGCGAAACGCAUCCCAAUUAAGCAUCCUCCGAUUCCAAGCGAACGAGAUACGUUUAGGGUUCCGAUCUAAUUGCUCGAUUAAAUAGUGACGUUUUCAGAUCCUCCAGUGAAGUGCUUCAAAUGCGAUAAGUUGUACAAGAAUCUCAGCUCGAUGAGGAGCCACAUUUCGCACGAUCACGGCCAGGUGUUGCACUGCCCGAUUUGCGGCUACGAAUGCAAACGAAAGUACUACUUCAAUUUGCACUUGGAGCGCCACAAGAAAAACUUCACCCAACCCAAUUAACCUCUCCCGCCGCACCGCCGAACAAUGGAGUUGUUCUAACGACUUUCCUUUUCAGUUUUUCCCAUAUACUGUCCGAAGUGUUCGCACGGUUACAAGCACCGCAGCUCGCUGGUGAAGCACCUGAAAUGGGAGUGCGGCAUCGAGACCGGCCUGUUCAAGUGCUACAUAUGCAGC
This is a messenger RNA of Phyllotreta striolata, 2472 nucleotides long. NCBI's taxonomy places the organism in Eukaryota, Metazoa, Arthropoda, Insecta, Coleoptera, Chrysomelidae. The record is from the annotation of a GenBank genome assembly.